Messenger RNA from Durusdinium trenchii, 2146 nucleotides. Lineage: Eukaryota; Dinophyceae; Suessiales; Symbiodiniaceae. The record is from the annotation of a GenBank genome assembly.
UGUGAUUCUGUAAUGAUUUGACAUGACAGCAUUGUUUUUCGUACGCGCGCAUGUCUGACGACUAUGUGCCCGGAUGCUUUUUGAAGCUACUCCGGAGAAGUCAUAUCGAGGGUGACGAGAACCAGGAAGCUGCGUUUGAAGCGCCAACAGUGCCAGCGCCUGUGGCGUUCGCUCCGACUGAAGUGCCCCCACCACCUCAAGCACCCACAGCGCGUGCGGUGCCCCCUGCUCCUCCAGCACCCACAGCGCCUGCAGCGCCCCCUGCUCCUCCAGCACCCACAGCGCCUGAUGCAUGCCCACCGCAACAAUCCUCGACACCGGCUGGAGUGCCUCAUGAGGUUGUUCUCCGCAAAGCACCGAAUGACAAGUCUAUCCAUUGGAGUGCGUCUGGCCGCUUUACCCACAACAACAAGAAGUUCCAGGAUGGGGGCGUGGCCAGGAUUCUGUCGCAGCUCCCAGACACGCUUUAUCAUGAUGAAGUGGAUUUCUCGAACAAUGAGCUCACUUCGAUUGGUAUGGCUUCUGUCGUUGCCAUUUGUAAAAGGAGCUCCUCUAGGUUGAAAGUGCUGAAGCUCUUCAAGAACUCAAUCGCAGACGACUGCGUGGCGCAUUUUGAGGAUUUGUUGAAGAGUUGCAGGAACCUCCGCGAGGUACACUUGUCUCACAACAACCUGUCUCACCAUGGGGUGCUGAAGCUAGCAGAGUGCGUGGCCCGUUCCUCUCGGGCCGAGCCGUUGUGGCUCCGGGUGGAGCACAACAGCUUCAAGGCUCCAGGAGAACUCCUGAAGGACUUGGAGAAGAACUACCGAGCAUGUCCACGCCUGGCCGCUUGCAAGCAGUUUUGGUGCUCCAGAGGUAGCCCUCUCCACGUGCCCUUCCUGGGAGAGGUCUCCUCGAGGCUUACAUUGAGGUCUAGAAGCCGAACAAGGGAGAGGAGGGACAGACUCUCAGACUCACGAAGCCGCAGAGAAAGGAGAGAAUUCAGAGAGAGGUCUCGUAGAAGAGACAGCAGAGAAAGAGAACGAAGACAAGGUAGAGAUAGGGAAAGGGUUCGGGAGAGGGGAAUGGAAGAAAGAGACAGAGCUCGGGAAAGAAGAGAAGUUGAAGAAAGAGAUCGAGCCCGGGACAGAAGAGAACCGCAAGAAAGAGAAAGAGCUCGGGACAGAAGAGAAGCUGAAGAAAGAGAACGAGCUCAGGAAAAAGAACCCGAAGAAAGAGACAGAGCUCAGGAAAGAAGAGAAGCCGAAGAAAGAAGAACUCGGGAAAGAAGAGAAGCUCAAGAAGGAGAAAGAGCUCGGGAAAGAAGAGCAGCAGAAGAAAGGGAACGCGCUCGGAAAAGAGCUGAAGAAGGAGAACGUGCUCGGGCUGCUCAUGAAAGAAGAGAAGCCGAAGAAAGGAGAAGAGAAGCAGAAGAAAGAAGAAGAGAAGCAGAAGAAAGGGAACGCGCUCGGAAAAGAGCUGAAGAACGAGAACGUGCUCGGGCUGCUUGGGAAAGAAGAGAAGCUGAAGAAAGAGAACGAGCCCGUGGACGGGCAGGAGAACAAAAAGCAACAUUCGGAUCCAAUGUUCUUGAGUUUGCGAAAUCGAGAAGGCAACGCCUUUGGCCAACACGUUUCGGAUUCGAAGUGGCCAUGGCGCUGCGCUCCUUUGAGGCGCACACUCACCUGUGCGGCCACCUGGGAGCUGGGCCACAGACGCGGAUCUUUGGCAACGCCUCGAACGGCUUGAGCAGAUGAAUGCGUAGGGGAAAAGGUCGAGAUAGCGCUUGUCAAUGUCGCAGCGAACACAUCAAGGGACUCAAGACCUACCAGCUACCAAUUGACAUGUAGCAAACGUCUUGAGGGCCAGAGUCAGAGUGUUUUGGGGUUCACUUCGCCCAUUAAACAGGUGCAUCAGCAAAGUCAUGCAAGACCUUACAACACGGGCCACAGGCACACUCAGGUAGUAAGGAAGUAUAUAAUUAUUAGGAAGUGCUACUGUUUGGAGGUGUGGGUGGAAGACAUGUUUGCAGAAGGGGCCCCUGCUUGAAGGAGGAGGAGAAACAAAAAGAGCACAUCACGAAUCACGAGUACUGAGUAGCAAGCUAGUCAGCUAGUCACUCCUAUAUACUUCCCAUCAGUUACAGAAGCGCUUUAGGCGCCCCCGA